Molecule: messenger RNA, 5232 nt
Organism: Epinephelus moara (kelp grouper)
Lineage: Eukaryota; Metazoa; Chordata; Actinopteri; Perciformes; Serranidae
Product: potassium channel subfamily T member 1-like
Exons: 33
Coding region: 353-3952 (1199 amino acids)
Biological process (GO): potassium ion transport
Cellular component (GO): membrane
Molecular function (GO): intracellular sodium-activated potassium channel activity
Source: RefSeq, a predicted model, not a curated record
UGUUUAUCGCCAUGAGGAUCUAUAUUGAUUCAACUGGACGCUCAAGCUAACUCCGUAGGACUCUUGUCACACCGGACUCGACUUCCCUCCCCUUUUUAAUUACCAUUUUCCAAGCAUGACAGAGCUUACGCAGGGGCGCGUUGAUGGGAAACAUCCUCUUUCACACAGGCAGCACUGUACAGGCAGUGUAUGGAGGUUAUCAAAACCAAACGUGUGUUCACGAUGAUGGGACCUCGGUCAGACACAGCCAGGUAAUCGAAGUUAGGCAGAAGUCAGCCCAUGUGACUCAGGCUGUAUGUUCCUCUGGGGAGCCUGACUUCACUCACAGUGACUGGUGCUUAUUUAGGCAGCCAUGAGCCCUCCACGCCGAUCAUCGAGCCCUCCGCGUCGAUCCUCAAGUUCCCAUGGUGACAGGCCCCCCACUGAGACCCUGCAGAGGAACAACAGCAGCAACUCUGGUGUUAUUCUGGACAUCUCGGCCCUCAAGAUGGCAGAAGUGGACACUGAGGUGCCUCCUCUUCCACCUCGCUAUCGCUUCAGGGACUUGCUGCUGGGGGACCAGACAUUUCAGAAUGAUGACAGGGUGCAGGUGGAGUUCUACGUGAAUGAAAACACCUUCAAGGAGAGGCUGAAGCUUUUCUUCAUCAAAAACCAAAGGUCAAGCCUGAGAAUCCGCCUGUUCAACUUCUCACUGAAGAUUCUCACCUGCGCCCUCUACAUACUGAGAGUCAGCCUGGAUAACCCCCAUAAGGACAACAACAACCCAUGUGCAAAUUAUUCGAACAGCAGCAACAGUACAGAGCGGGGAGACAUCGACUGGUCGUUGAUUUUCUGGGUUUGCAGAAAGGAACCUGUAUGGGCGAUACAGGUGACAGUGGCCUUAAUCAGUUUCUUGGAGACCAUGCUUAUCACAUAUCUCAGCUACAAGGGGAACAUUUGGGAGCAGAUCUUCCAGAUAUCCUUCAUAUUGGAGAUGAUCAAUUCAGUGCCAUUUAUAAUCACAAUCUUCUGGCCUCCAUUAAGAAACAUAUUCGUUCCUGUAUUUCUUAACUGCUGGCUAGCCAAAGGAGCCCUGGAGAACAUGAUCAACGACUUCCAUCGUGCCAUCCAGAGGACCCACUCUGCCAUGUUCAACCAGGUGGUUAUCCUCAUCUGCACCUUACUGUGUCUGGUUUUCACUGGAGCUUGUGGGAUCCAGCAUCUAGAGAGAGCCGGGAAGCACCUUUCCUUCUUUGACUCCUUCUAUUUCUGCAUCGUCACCUUCUCCACUGUGGGCUACGGGGACGUCACGCCACAAAUCUGGCCCUCCCAGCUGCUGGUGGUCAUUCUCAUCUGUGUUGCCCUAGUGGUGCUCCCACUGCAGUUUGAAGAACUAGCAUACUUGUGGAUGGAGAGCCAGAAGUUAGGAGGGAACUACAGCCGACACCGGGCGCAGACAGAGAAGCAUGUGGUGUUGUGUGUCAGCUCGCUGAAGAUCGACUUGCUGAUGGAUUUCCUCAACGAGUUCUAUGCUCACCCGAGACUACAGGACUACUAUGUGGUGAUCCUGUGUCCAACGGAGAUAGACAUUCAAGUCCGCCGUAUCCUCCAAAUCCCUCUGUGGUCCCAGAGGGUCAUCUACCUUCAAGGAUCUGCCCUCAAAGACCAGGACCUGAUGAGGGCCAAGAUGGACGACGCUGAGGCCUGCUUCAUCCUCAGCAGUAGGAACGAGGUCGACCGGACUGCUGCUGAUCACCAGACUAUUUUGAGGGCUUGGGCUGCCAAGGAUUUCGCUCCAAAUUGCCCUCUCUACGUCCAAAUUCUCAAACCUGAAAAUAAAUUCCAUGUUAAGUUUGCAGAUCAUGUAGUGUGUGAGGAGGAGUUCAAGUAUGCCAUGUUGGCGCUGAACUGUGUGUGUCCCGCCACGUCGACCUUGGUCACGCUCCUGGUUCAUACUUCCAGAGGACAGGAGGGUCAGUUGUCACCGGAGCAGUGGCAGAGGAUGUACGGACGCUGCUCAGGAAACGAGGUUUACCACAUCCGCUUGUGUGACAGCAAGUUUUUUGGGGAGUAUGAUGGAAAGAGCUUCACCUACGCCUCCUUCCACGCCCAUAAGAAGUAUGGUGUGUGUUUGAUCGGAGUGAAGAGGGAGGAAAACAAGAGCAUCCUUCUGAACCCCGGCCCCCGCCACAUCAUGGCUGCUGCUGACACCUGCUACUACAUCAACAUCACCAAGGAGGAGAACUCAGCCUUCAUCUUUAAACAGGAGGAGAAGCACAACAAGGGCCUGCCUGUCACCGGCCUCUACGACGCCCCCUCUAGGCUGCCCGUGCACAGCAUCAUCGCCAGCAUGGUUGAUCAGGCCACUGCAUAUGGCACAGUAGCCAUCGAUCUCCAGAACCCUGAUCCUCCUGAGGAAAGCGGCAAGCUGACCUUGCCGACGGAGAAUGGCUCUGGAAGCCGCAGGCCCAGCAUCGCGCCAGUCCUUGAGAUUGCCGACUCCUCCGCCAUUCUGCCCUGCGACCUCCUCAGUGACCAAUCAGAAGAUGAGACUAACCAAUCAGACGAGGAGGGCUCUGUAGGGUCAGAUUUUGUGAAGGGCUACCCCCCCAACUCGCCCUACAUCGGCAGCUCUCCAACUCUGUGCCACCUCCUGCCACAGAAAGCUCCAUUCUGCUGCCUCCGCCUCGACAAGGGCUGCACGCACAGCAGCUUUGAGGAUGCCAAGGCAUACGGUUUCAAGAAUAAGCUGAUUAUAGUGUCUGCAGAGACGGCCGGAAACGGCCUCUACAACUUCAUCGUCCCUCUGCGCGCUUACUAUCGGCCCAGGAAGGAGCUCAACCCCAUAGUGCUGCUGCUGGACUACCCGCCAGACAACCACUUCUUAGAGGCCAUUUGCUGCUUUCCAAUGGUUUACUUCAUGGCUGGAACUAUUGAUAACCUGGACAACCUGCUGCAGUGUGGUAUAAUCUACGCUGACAACUUGGUGGUUGUGGACAAGGAGAGCACCAUGAGCGCUGAGGAGGACUACAUGGCAGACGCCAAGACCAUCGUCAACGUCCAGACUAUGUUCAGGUUGUUCCCCAGUCUCAGCAUCAUCACCGAGCUCACACACCCGUCCAACAUGAGGUUCAUGCAGUUCAGAGCCAAGGACUGCUACUCACUCGCGCUCUCCAAACUGGAGAAGAUAGAGCGCGAUAAGGGCUCCAACUUGGCCUUCAUGUUCCGGCUGCCGUUUGCUGCAGGCAGGGUGUUCAGUAUCAGCAUGUUGGAUACGCUGCUCUACCAGUCGUUUGUUAAGGACUAUAUGAUCGCCAUAGCGAGGCUUCUCCUCGGCCUGGACACCACGCCUGGCUCUGGGUACCUGUGUGCUAUGAAGAUCACAGAGGAGGACCUGUGGAUCAGGACCUACGGCAGACUCUUCCAGAAGCUUUGUUCCUCCAGCGCUGAGAUCCCCAUCGGGAUCUACCGCACAGAGUCGCACAUGUUCUCCACUUCAGAGGGCAAGGACAGUUACGCUCAGUCUCAGGUGUCCAUCAACAUGCAGCAGGGCGAGGAGCAUCGGGAGCGUAAAGAGUCCUGGAAGGAGAAGACGGCCCACAGGAACUCCACCACGAGCGACCAGUCGGAGCACCCACUGCUGAGGAAGAAGAGCAUGCAGUGGGCGCGGCGGCUGAGCAGGAAGACCGCCAAACCGUCCAGCAGAGCGGAGCGUAUCUCGCAGCAGAGACUCAACCUGUACCGACGCUCCGAGCGGCAGGAGCUGUCCGAGCUGGUCAAGAAUCGCAUGAAGCAUUUGGGCUUGCCCACCGUGGGAUACGAGGAUGUUUCUAAUCUCACUGCGAGCGAUGUCAUGAAUCGAGUAAAUCUAGGAUAUUUGCAAGACGAGAUGAACGACCACCAGAACACGCUGUCCUAUGUCCUCAUCAAUCCUCCUCCUGACACCAUGCUGGAGCUCAACGACAUUGUGUAAGCACCCUACUUUUUCUUUUUCUCCUGUGUACAGUAAAUGUAAUACCUUUUUAACCAUCUGGAUUAUUUUUUGGACACUUUUGAAGUGAACUGGUUACAUGGCGACACAUUUUAAAGGGUAACUUCAUUUUUGUGUCAUUUUUUUGUGUGAUUGAUUGAGAUAACAAUUCUGGAGACUGGUCCAGUAUUGAGUGAGCGUGCUGGAGCUGAGAGCAGUGUGACAAGCUGCAAUGUAACGUCAUUGGGCAUUUCUGCACUAUCAAUUUAUGUCCACUAAAUGUGCUUUUUUUUUUUGCCACUGACAGACUCAAAUUAUUAUUGUAAGUGUCUGACAACAUGGAAAGGAUCCCUACAUAAAAGAGUGAGAUCCUUUUUGUUUAAACAAAACCAGCCCCAAAACCACUAUUGCUGAAGCCACCAGGCUCCAUUUAAAUUAACAAUGUUAUCAUUGACAAAACAUGCUUCAUUCAAAGUCAACAGAAACAAGAUAAAACUCACAAAAACCAUCUUAGUUUGUCUUUCUUAUAUUCUACAAUGGCUGACAGUGGUUUAGUUGAAAUAAGCCCUUAAUUCACUCAGUUAGAUGUAGAAAUAUGUUGGCUCUAUACACGCUAAAAUUUGUUUUUGAUUUGUAAAUGAAAAAUACCAUACAGAAAGUCAUUGUAUAGUAUAGUAUGCCAUGGAAAAUGCAUAAAGUGUCAUAGUAUAGUAUGUCAUCAAAGAUGUCAUAGCACAUUGUGCCAUAAUAAAGUAUGUCAUGAAAAUUUCAUGGAGUGUCAUACUCUUAUUAUGCCAUCAAAAACCAUAAAAAGUGUAAUGCUAUGGUACGUCAUUAAAAAUUCCAUCAAAAAUGUCACAGUACAUUAUGCCAUGAAAAAUUCCAUCAACAACGUAAAAAUAUGGAAUGCCAUGAAAAAUGCAAAAAAAAAAAUGUCAUCGUAUAGCAUGUCAUCCAAAAUCAUGAAAACACGGGAUAGUAUAGUAUGUUGUUAAAAAUACGUCAUAGUAUACCAUGUCGACCAAAAUCAUAAAAAAAGUCACAGUAAAUAGUAUGUCGUUAAACAUCAUGAGAAACGUCAUAGUAUAGCAUGUCGUCCAAAAUCAUGAAAAACAGUCUUAUUAUAGCAUGUCGUCCAAAAUCAUGAAAAAAAGUCAUAGUAUAGUAUGUCGUAAAAAAAAAUGUCAUAGUAUAGCAUGUCGACCAAAAUCAUUAAAAGAAGUCAUAGUAUAGUAUGUCGUCCCAAAUCAUGAAAAAAAGUCAUAGUAUAGUAUGUUGUUCAA